Messenger RNA from Diatraea saccharalis (sugarcane borer), 1869 nucleotides. The record is from the annotation of a GenBank genome assembly. NCBI's taxonomy places the organism in Eukaryota, Metazoa, Arthropoda, Insecta, Lepidoptera, Crambidae.
UCUGACAGUCAUCUGACAUGUGCAAUGUGUCCAACGUUCGAUAUUCUUCGGCAGUCGGUGAUUUUAUUAGGAACGGAUUUCUACUUUUUAAGGUUAUUUGCAGUUCUAAAUUAAAUAAUUUACUAUGGCGAUAACUAUCGAUGAAGAUUGUAUAGUGUUUCUAAUACUAUUGUUCUCUUGGGUGGAAUACUUGUGGGAACAAUAUCUUUCUUUACGUCAGUUGAAGAUAUACAAGACAAACAACACUAUACCAGAAGACCUAAAAGACAUGCUUAAUGAAGAAUCAUUUAAGAAAGCUAGAUUAUAUGGGAUUGAUAAGUCUCAAUUUAAAAUAGCCAAAGAGUUGUAUAGCAUAGUAUUAACAACAAUAAUUCUUUACAAUAAAUGGAUAUAUUCAGCAUGGAAGAAGUCUGAAGAUAUUGCAUUAUUCAUGAAUAUCUCGCCAGAUAGAGAGAUACUUGUGAGUUGUGUUUUUAUGACAUUUGUCACUAUAUUCAAUUUCAUAGUUAAUAUGCCAUUUACAAUUUAUGGUAUAUUUGUACUGGAGGAAAAACAUGGCUUUAACAAACAAACUGUGGGUUUUUUUGUUAAAGAUCAAAUGAAAUCUUUACUGUUAAGCCUAGUCAUCACAUUGCCCAUAAUAUCUGUUGCUAUUUAUAUUAUAAUGCUUGGAGGCAAAAUGUUUGUUAUGUGGUUAUGGUUAUUCACCACUGUUGUAACAUUAAUCCUAUUGACGAUUUAUCCUUCUGUGAUUGCACCAUUGUUUGAUAAAUUUGUACCUCUGUCUGAAGGUAGUCUUAGAAAAGGUAUUGAAAAUUUGGCCUCGAGACUGCAGUUUCCACUUUCUCAGGUCUACAUUGUAGAAGGGUCAAAAAGAUCGGCUCAUAGUAAUGCAUACUUUAGUGGGUUGUUUGGAGCAAAGAGGAUUGUCUUAUUUGAUACUCUAUUAGAAAAAUAUGAUGAAGAGAAAAAGACCACAACUGGAUGUUCAGAUGAUGAAAUACUCGGUGUUUUGGCACAUGAACUUGGACAUUGGAGCUGUAGUCAUAUCUACAAAUCAAUUGUGCUGACUGAAGUAAACCUUUUAUUACUUUUCACUGCAUUCGGUUUAUUAUUUAAAUAUUCUACACUGUAUACAGCCCUUGGUUUUCCUGCAGGGCAAGAGCCUAUAAUUAUUGGACUGAUUGUAGUUUUGCAAAUGAUCCUUGCUCCGUACAAUUCUAUAUUGUCAUACUUUACUACAGCCCUUUCUAGGAAAUUUGAGUUUGAAGCAGACAAUUUUGCAGUAGCAUUGAAUUAUCCUAAUGAACUUAAAUCGGCUCUUAUCAAGCUUGGUAAAGAUAACUUGGAUUAUCCAAUUUAUGAUAAACUUUAUUCUGCUUGGUAUCAUUCACAUCCAACAUUAUUACACAGGAUCGAGAACAUUAAGAUUCAACUCACAAACAAAAAAAAAUAUAAUUAAUAAUUGUUAUCAAGAAAGAUUUAAUUAAUUCCAACAAAGCAUUUCAUAGUAAAUAGUACAAGUAAGUAAAAUAAACUUUUGUAUAAAUAAUUAAAAUAUGGUACAUAGAUCUCACAUUUCCUAUUAUUGUUACUUCAUUUUGUGUAGUUUCUUUACAUGACAAAAUUAAUGUUACUUUAUUUCAUAAUUCUUUUGUUUUUUUUGUCUAAAUAUUUGCAACUAUGUAAGUUCUGUGUACAUGUAUUCAUUCUAUCUUCAUUAAGAAUAUUUGUUUACCUAAACCAAAUAAAAUAUGUAAUGGUACCUUUAUCAUCUAAGUUUUGCAAUGUGCAAUAUGUUAGUUGAAUUAUUAAGUUGUCAUUAUACCACGAAACCUGUCAAAAGAGAUUUAAGGAAAUUCAUAAUAA